This is a messenger RNA of Diaporthe amygdali, 3321 nucleotides long. RefSeq lists its product as uncharacterized. Gene Ontology annotation, biological process: mitotic spindle orientation checkpoint signaling; establishment of spindle localization; nuclear migration along microtubule. Bases 1 to 3321 code for a protein of 1106 amino acids. The record is from RefSeq and is a predicted model, not a curated record. Gene Ontology annotation, cellular component: cell cortex; mating projection tip; spindle pole body. The transcript has a single exon. NCBI's taxonomy places the organism in Eukaryota, Fungi, Ascomycota, Sordariomycetes, Diaporthales, Diaporthaceae.
AUGCCUAGUCUGCUCACUGGCCCUGUCCAGUGCAGCGAGCAACCCAUUGCGGAUGCUUCCCCAGCGACGUCGCCUUCCUCGCCGGCCUCUGCCUCCGCUGUUAAGCCGUACCAACAACACGAGCUGCCCCGGGAGGCCCCAGACGCGCCGCGAUCACCACAGCUGACUGGCCGGCACCACGAGCGCGCCGCGGCCAAUGAGAACAACCCGAGCCUCGCCGACGUGUCCAGCGAUCUUUCCUGGCUUGGGCCCCUGAUCAAUGACGGCGGCGUUAACGGCAGCGUUUCGCCCUCCACCGUUCCCGCUCCCGCUGCCGCGCAGGAGCCAGAGCCUAAGCCAGUGCCCGAGCCCGACAGUGUCAACAACAGCCCCAAAAUCUCUACACAAACACCGCACCAGUCCACAAUUAACGAUACCUCGUCCCGCCUACAGCCCACCGUCGACGUCACCUCAUCGUCUAACAAUAACAAAUCAAUCCACCAACCACGCAAACCAUCUCCAGGCCUUGCUGCGCGAUUAAAAGCACUCGGCCUAGGAACCCCAAAGAAGCCAUCGCCGUCAUCCGUCUUCAAGGAACGCGACAUUGGCCGCUUGCCUGAAGACCAGCUCCGACAACUCGACGAGUAUCACCAACAGCGCUCCAGGCAACUCGCCAUAGAACGCCGGGGUCGCCCCUGGAAGGGCGUCGUGCGCAUCCCUUCCAAGGCGAGCCUGAAGUCAUCAAAAUCGAACAAGGACGUCGUCACUCCCGAGGACGACGUUCCCGGGGACGCCGACAUCCCAUUGAUAAAGAUCCUCGACAGCCCAGGCGCGGACGACCCCUCUGAGCUACUAUCGGAUUUCGAGGCGGCUAAACCUCCCGCCAUGGAUACGAAUAAGUUCCGCCUACCCGAUCAUACAAACGGCAACGGCACCAAGGUUACUUUGGAUACGCGAAGAGAACACCUUGACCGCGAAGUGAGACCGCUCCCGUCCCCUGAGGACAGUCCGCCACCGGUACCAGAAAAAGACACCCCGCCGAUAUCCUCGCAGCCGUUCAACCCUGAUGACUACUUCAACCCGCUGGGACUGCAGCGCCCUGGCUCCAUCUACACUAUUUCUCGCGCUUCUUUCGCCCAUCAACUUGCGCAGCUGACCUCGCUGCAGCUGCCGGACGCUGAAUCGCUCGCUGGUAAGGUAGCAGCGAUUCCUACGGCCCAGGCGGCUGUGAAGGCGCUGAUCGGGGCCGCCGAACAAAUCCGAAGUUGGAUCUACAAGGCCUCUGAGGUGAUUGCGGGACUUGACAGCGAUGAUGAUGUCGAGUGGUCUGCGGCCGGCGGCCGCGAAGGCUUGGAGGAGGUGGAGGACGCGACAACACGAUUCGAAGAAUUAAUCAAUGUUUACGUGACCGCUAUCGAGGAGCUACAAGGUCGCACCGACAUCGCACACGUUUCUACGGACGACCUUACCAAGGCAGUCACACAGAUGGAGGCCAUCACAGAGGAAUGGACCAACAUACGCACGACGCUCCGUAGCGUUCGAGGCCAGGUCGAAAUCGCCAUGGAAUGGGAAGAACUUUGGAACAUAGUACUCGGGGAGAUCCAAACCGAACUGGAUGAGCUGAGUCGCCUGGUCUUCGAAAUGGAGGAACGCCGACACAAGUCAGCCAUGGCGAUAACAAGUGGUGACGCGGUUGACAUCGGUGACUUGGCAACAAUCGCGGAAGAGACUCCACCGGCAGCAACUCGGGCGAGGGCUGCUGCUAACAAACGAUUCAGCUCGACAGGCUCUCCCGCAAGUCCUACUUCCCCAGGUGGUCCUACAAUAUCUCAAGAUGACUCCGGUCUUCUCGCGUUGUUUGCCAGGAUGCAACCGCUUAGAGCCUCGCUGGACUUCUUGCCAAUGCGACUAUCCGUCUUCGAGGCUCGAGCUGAGAAAUCGUUCCCGAGUGCAUGCGACGAGCUGGAAAUGCGGCGGGAAGACCUGGACGCCAGCUACAGAAAGCUAGAGAAAGAUGCCGAGGGGUUGCGCAAGGAGCUUGGGGAAGACAGAUGGGUGCUCGUAUUCCGUGGUGCAGCCAGGCAGGCCCAAAAGAUGACGGAAUCCGUGGAACGCAGUGUCGCCAGACUCAGAGAAGCAGUCGAUGCUCGCAUGCACUUGACAAACCAGCCUGCAUUGCUGAAGAAGAUUGAGAGCUUUGAGGCCAAAAAGACGCACUACGGACCAGCAAUCGAUCGCGUCUUGUUCAUCAUCGAUAGGGGCGUGAAAGAUCGGCUCACGGUCAAUGGUGAGAUCUUGAGGCUGCACGCCGAGAUGCAAGCGAAAUGGGCAGACCUGAAGAACCAGAUCAAGGAGAUGGACCUCACGCUGGACGAACUGCACGCCGACAAGAGGGGUAAUCCUCUGCGCGACUCCAUAUCAAGUAUGCUGUCAAACGAUAUGGCAUCUACAGUCGGAAGUGGAAUCGAGACUCCCCAAAGCUCGCCACCUUCUUCAGUGAUCAUGUCUGGCCUAGGCAUAGAUACGAGAACCCCAGGAAAGUCCAGCACGGGAACUCGUGCACGUCGGUCGUCGAGCAGUGUGAGUAGCCAUAUGCUGCAACCCGGACGACGCUCUGUGUCGGCAACAAACACGCCCAGCAUUCCUCGGAAACCCGUCUCCAGGCUGUCGACCGUGAACGGUCUCUCAACACCAAAACGCGAGGGAUCAGCCACGCCCACUGCAAACCGGCUUGCGGCCAGCAUACCGAGACCAGCCACAACGAUGGCACAGCGACCAAAAUGGAAUGCUAACCCAAAUCCCACCCAUGUUGACACUGGUCACAACUUCAAGCCUCUGUCGCUCACUACCCCAAGCCCAUAUGCAAAGACAACACCCAAUCCCGUGCGCUCACACUCAUCCCUCGCUGCUCCUAUCGGAUCCAAGCUCCCUACCAUGCGUAGUCCUUUACGGGCUGAGCCCUCGUCCCCGAGUCAAGAUCUCACACCCUCCAAGCCGGCCAGCAAGAUGUCAUUCAGAGACCGCUUAGCCGCGCCCGGCCCCUACUCCCAGCAGACGACAUCCAAGUUCCGACCCGAGGGCCCGUCGGCUCGACGCGCAACAUUGCAACCACCGCAGUCCGCUGUUCCUGGACUUUAUCAACGCCCAGCAAGUUCUCUCGCCACUACCAACCGGCGAACGAGUCUGCUGCCCCAGCCCAGAUUCAAGAAGGAAGACAGUGCGCCUGGCCGAGAAAGCCCCAUGCCAUCUUCGUUCGGGAUGAAGCUCGGGCUCAGGAGGGGAAAUAGCACUUCCUCAAAUGAUCAGAAGGACAAGGAUAAUAAGCCUCGUUGGCGACAUUAG